Molecule: messenger RNA, 1533 nt
Organism: Sphenostylis stenocarpa
Lineage: Eukaryota; Viridiplantae; Streptophyta; Magnoliopsida; Fabales; Fabaceae
Source: the annotation of a GenBank genome assembly
AUGGAAACUCUUUCUUAUGGAUCAGCACCAUGCUGUCCAGUUGUGAACUCAAAGUGGAAAUUGGUAAAGAGUUUGAAUUUACGUCAAUCAAUAGUUUCCUCGGUAGGAAAACAUGGGGUUUAUUACACCAACACUAUUGCUACAUGUGGGUCUGUGAGGUUUUAUGACAUGGGUCGGGUGCAGCUAAGAGGAUUUAAAAGGCUCAAUUUCAAAGUUUGCAGUGGAAGUUAUGAUGGUUAUGUGAUUGAAAAGGAAGCAAGGGAUAUUUCAGGGAUAGAGGAGCUUGCACCAAAGGUUCUGAUUCAAGGUCUACCCGAUGGUUCAAAUGGUGAAUCCGGUGCACCAAUAAGUAGUUGCUUUUGGGGAUGGAAGCCUAAACUCAACGUGCACUAUGAGAAGGCAGGGUGUGCAAACGUGGAUUCUCCUCAUGUUCUCUUUCUACCAGGUUUUGGUGUUGGCUCUUUCCAUUAUGAGAAGCAACUUAUGGAUUUGGGGCGUGACUACAGAGUGUGGGCUCUGGAUUUUCUAGGCCAAGGUAUGUCUUUGCCUUUUGAAGACCCUGCCCCUCUGUCUAAGAAAGGAGCUGCAUCAAAUGGAAGUAUUUCUUCAUGGGGUUUUGGCGAUGAAACUGAACCGUGGGCUGCUAAGCUUGUGUACUCAGUUGAUUUGUGGCAAGAUCAAGUCCGUUGCUUUGUAGAAGAGGUCAUUGGUGAACCAGUUUAUCUGGUGGGAAACUCACUAGGAGGAUUGGUUGCAUUAUACUUUGCAGCUUGCAACCCACAUUUAGUGAAAGGUGUCACAUUGCUUAAUGCAACACCUUUUUGGGGGUUUCUGCCUAAUCCAAUAAAAAAUCCAAGACUAGCCAAAAUAUUUCCGUGGGCUGGAACAUUCCCCCUACCUUCAAGUAUAAAGAGACUUACUGAGUUGUUGUGGGAGAAAAUUUCUGAUCCUAAAAGUAUUGCUGAGGUACUUAGUCAGGUUUAUGCAGAUCACUCAACAAACGUAGAUAACGUUUUUUCCCGCAUAGUUGAAACAACAAGGCAUCCAGCUGCUGCAGCUUCAUUUGCUUCAAUAAUGUUUGCUCCUCAAGGAGAACUAUCCUUCAGUGAAACAUUAUCCAGAUGUCGAGGAAACAAUGUGCCAAUCUGCCUCAUGUAUGGAAAAGAAGAUCCUUGGGUGGGACCAAUUUGGGGACUCCAGGUCAAAAGGCAGGUACCUGAAGCUCCAUACUAUCAAAUCAGUCCUGCUGGUCACUGCCCUCACGAUGAAGUUCCUGAGAUCAUAAAUUUCUUACUUCGCGGGUGGAUCAGAAACUUAGAGUCUGAGGGUUCUGUGUCAUUACCAUUGCUUGAAGAUGUAGACAGUUUGAAGCACACUGUCAUUGAUAGGGAAUUAGAAUUUCCCAGAGAAGGUUCAAGAAGGUCAGUGAUGGUCAGAUUUUUGGCUUCCAAUGUUUCACUUUGGGACAGGAUAAGAUCUUUCAUCAAAUUUCAAUCCAAGUUCAAUAACAUUCUGGCACCCAAAUCUCAAUGA